AUGAUUAGUAUGAGAUUUAAGAGUGAGGAGGAAGGUUAUGUAUUUUACAAUAAUUAUGCUAGAGAGAAAGGAUUCAGCAUAAGGAAGGAUUACGUGAGACGUGAUCCAAUUACAAAUGGGAUAUUCCAUAGACAGUACACAUGCUCUAGAGAAGGACGUAGGAAAGAUAUGUAUAUGGGUAUGAAAAAUAGAACUAGACAACCCCGGGCACUUACUCGAUGUGGUUGUGAAGCUCAGUUUGUGAUAAAACUUGACAAGGUUAGGGGUGACUGGUAUGUUCUGAAAUUUGUUCACAAGCAUAGCCAUCCAUUGUGUAAACCUGAUGAAACUGCUUUCUUAAGGUCACAUCGUGGACUGUCUGAUGAACAGAAAGCUCAGGUAACGGAAUUGAAAGAGGCUGGUUUGCGUCAGCAUCAAGUGAUGGAUGUUAUGGAAAAAUGCCAUGGUGGUUAUGAAGCGGCUGGGUUUGUUUCUAGGGAUCUAUAUAACCACUUUGUCAAACUAAGGAAGAAACAAAUACUUUGGGGUGACGCCAACCAUGUUAUCAAGUACAUGCAGGCACGACAAAAGGAUGAUAUGGAGUUUUUUUUUGAGUACGAGAUGAAUGAUGUUAGUUCUUUGACAAGGUUAUUUUGGUCAGACCCACAAUCUCGCAUUGAUUAUGAGGCUUUUGGUGAUGUUGUUGUUUUCGAUAGCACAUACCGUGUGAACAAAUAUAACCUACCUUUCAUCCCCUUUGUUGGUGUCAACCAUCAUGGUUCCACUGUGAUUUUUGCAUGUGCCAUAGUUGCAGACGAGAAGACAUCAACAUAUGAAUGGAUUCUUAGGCAAUUUUUGAAUUGCAUGGGUCAGAAACAUCCAAAAUCCUUGAUAACAGAUGGGGACAAUGCAAUGCGUAGAGCAAUCACAUCUGUGAUGCCCAAUUCAGACCACCGGUUAUGUACUUGGCAUAUUGAGCAGAAUAUGGGACGACAUCUACAUCAAGAUAUGAUAGCAGAUUUCAGAGUUCUUGUUCAUGCACCCAUUGAUCCAGAUGAGUGGAGGAGAAAGUGGGAUGAAUUCAAGUUUAACCAUAAAGUUUCUGAAGAUAACAAGUGGCUUAUGAGGAUGUACAACCUAAGAAAGAAAUGGGCUGCUGCAUAUACAGAAGGCUGA
Molecule: messenger RNA, 1155 nt
Organism: Oryza brachyantha (malo sina)
Lineage: Eukaryota; Viridiplantae; Streptophyta; Magnoliopsida; Poales; Poaceae
Product: protein FAR1-RELATED SEQUENCE 5-like
Exons: 2
Coding region: 1-1155 (384 amino acids)
Source: RefSeq, a predicted model, not a curated record